AUGCAAGCGACACUGUCUUUGGCGCCCAGAACGGGCGGCCUUGCCGUCCGCGUCGGGACCUGUCUUCCGUCUUCCGCCUCCCGCUCUCAACCAGCUGCGACGGACCCACAGACAAACGCAAGGCCAGCAAUCGAAGGACAAUGCUGCAUCUCGACGCUGAGCGUGUCAGUGGGCUGUUGGGGCAUUGUUAGCCUUGAGAACCCCAACCCAACCCCGUGCGACGGCAGAUGCAGUCGGAAUAACAAGUUGUCCACGACUUCGCAAGGACGAAGCCGGUAUCCGCCGCCUGCAUCUCGCGGCUUGCAUACGCCGCUGUACCUACCGGCUCUUCUCACCUCAUUUGUAAGACUCUGCUGCCCGUCGAAUCAAGAAGAUCCACCUCGGCUUGAGCUCGCGACCCAAUAUCAGCCUAUGCUUCUCGUCCCUGUGGUCUUCGCGAAUUGCCGCUGGAACUGGAGGAGAGAGGCUGCGGUCGAUUUUGUCAGCCACAGAGCACUGAGGUUGGUUUGCGUGACGUUCCCUACUGUCACCCGAAAAGCAACUAUUUCCUACACAUGUAUACCCCACUUAACUGCAGACAGUUCAACCCGGAAGCUGCGUCGUUUAGACCCCGAACGUGACCGCGGCGAGCCCGUGAUUUUGAAGACCAUCUGGUUUCCACUACCCAUCGAGACGACGCGGACAGAUACUUCGGAAGCGGAAGCAUGUGGCCACCCCAUGUUGUGGACGUCCUCUGGCACUGCGCAUGUCCAAUCCUUUGGACAGGAGUCGCAAUCGCACGCCAUGCGUUUCAUCCAGCACCAACGAUGUUGUUUUGGGCCAAUCUCCCCAUCAACGGCUUGGACGGGCCGGUUUCCCCUUCUCAAUCGCCAGUACGCUAAACCUUGCACCCACCUACACCAUUAUUAUGCGCGGAAAUAUGAUUAUCAGAAAUAA
Molecule: messenger RNA, 936 nt
Organism: Trematosphaeria pertusa
Lineage: Eukaryota; Fungi; Ascomycota; Dothideomycetes; Pleosporales; Trematosphaeriaceae
Exons: 3
Coding region: 1-936 (311 amino acids)
Source: RefSeq, a predicted model, not a curated record